Gamsiella multidivaricata is the source of this 1743-nucleotide messenger RNA. RefSeq lists its product as uncharacterized. Gene Ontology annotation, biological process: RNA polymerase II preinitiation complex assembly; transcription initiation at RNA polymerase II promoter. The transcript is spliced from 7 exons. NCBI's taxonomy places the organism in Eukaryota, Fungi, Mortierellomycota, Mortierellomycetes, Mortierellales, Mortierellaceae. Bases 135 to 1649 code for a protein of 504 amino acids. The record is from RefSeq and is a predicted model, not a curated record. Gene Ontology annotation, molecular function: protein heterodimerization activity; transcription coactivator activity; RNA polymerase II general transcription initiation factor activity. Gene Ontology annotation, cellular component: SAGA complex; transcription factor TFIID complex; SLIK (SAGA-like) complex.
GGUCUUUUUUUGCCGCCAAAAUGAAGCGCACACACACUCUUGAAUGAAAAACAAGAUCACUGUCACAGAAACGCUUCUUUUUGUUCUGAACACCCUCCCUCCGCCUAACCUUCAUUAACUUCAGGACCAGCGCGAUGAGCACGUUUCCAGCAUCAACGAUCAAAGACAUUGCAGAGUCGGUCGGCAUCCCAAACCUCAAGGAUGAUGUUGCCGUAUCGCUCGCUCAGGAUGUUGAAUAUCGCAUCCAUGAGAUUGUUCAGGAAGCCAUGAAGUUUAUGCGCCACGGCAAAAGGACCAAACUCACAGUGGACGAUAUCAACAAUGCCCUACGCGUCAGAAAUGUCGAACCACUGUAUGGAUUCAGCUCUGCGGACCCAACGCGAUUCAGGAGAACCACCGCAGGAACAGGGGCUACUGGCACUAGCGAGAUCUUUUUCGUUGAGGACGAAGAGCUCGAUUUCGAAACAAUCCUCAGCGCACCUCUUCCCAAAGUCCCACUUGACGUUACCUACACCGCGCAUUGGUUGGCCAUUGAAGGUGUGCAGCCAGCGAUUCCUCAGAAUCCAACACCUUCAGAUGCCAAGUCGGAACUUUUACACAAGCGCGUCAAACUCGAUCCUACAACACAGCCUGUCAUUCCAGGAAUCAAACCAGGCCCAACCAGUGCCAGCAACUCCAGUGCCAUCAACAACAGCGGCAUCAAUAAUAACAACAAUAAUAACAAUAGCAGCAACGGUGCAGAGAUCAAGCCAUUGGUCAAGCAUGUGCUUUCGAAGGAGUUACAGAUGUACUACGAAAGGAUCACAAGUGCUGUGUUGAGUCCGGAUGAGGUGCUCAGGGCAACAGCCAUCAGCAGUUUGCAGAACGAUCCAGGUCUGCACCAGCUGCUGCCCUAUUUUGUCCAACUUGUUGCUGAGAAGGUCACACAAAAUACAAGGAACCUGCCUGUGCUCUUCUCGAUGAUGGCUAUGGUUCGCGCAUUGCUGGAUAACGACAACUUGUUUAUUGAGCCAUAUCUGCAUCAACUCAUGCCGCCUAUUUUGACCUGCGUUGUCGGAAGGCGCCUCGGUGACCCCACCACACUAUCUGCUCCAAACGAAGAUCACUGGUCAUUACGCUCAACAGCCACGGACAUUGUUCUGUUGAUCUGCGAAAAGUAUGGUUCUUCGUACCAUACACUCCAACCUCGUGUUACCCGCACAUUGUUGCGAGCAUUCAUGGAUCCCGAGAAACCACUUACAACGCAUUAUGGCGCGAUCCUGGGACUUUCUAAGAUGGGCAACGAGGCGUUCAAGACGCUGGUGGUCCCGAAUCUGAAAACGUAUUCGCAUGUGAUCGAGCCCGAGCUGGGACUGGAUUAUCAUGAAGAUGAAACGUUGAUGGAGGUUGAGCAGCAUUUGGAAAGUUCGGUGGCGAUUAAGAAGGAUGAAGCGGCACAUUGCCUUGAAGCACUUUUGACUGGGCUUCUAUCACUCAUCAAGAACGAGGCUGCCAAGGCCAGCGGAUCUGCCAAGGCUGUGGUGUCGACCGAUGAUGUGCGUGAACCUCUUACGCAGGCCAUUGGUCCAUUGCUGGCGACAGCUGUGCUCCGGGAAGAGGGGAUCGAGCGGUAUCUGCAGGGUAUUGUAGUGGUGAUUGAAAACUGUUAAUAAACGUGGCAUGAGAUUGUGUGUAGUAAAAAGAACUAUCUGGCAUUUUUUUUUGGUUUCUUCAUUUUCGACUCGUGUGGCCCAGGCGUUGUGU